Messenger RNA from Ipomoea nil (Japanese morning glory), 1578 nucleotides. RefSeq names its product deoxyhypusine synthase-like. Lineage: Eukaryota; Viridiplantae; Streptophyta; Magnoliopsida; Solanales; Convolvulaceae. Gene Ontology annotation, cellular component: cytoplasm. Gene Ontology annotation, biological process: peptidyl-hypusine biosynthetic process. The coding region runs from base 82 to 1227 and encodes 381 amino acids. Gene Ontology annotation, molecular function: deoxyhypusine synthase activity. The record is from RefSeq and is a predicted model, not a curated record. The transcript has 8 exons.
ACUCCUUCAGCGUCACAGAGAGAGAGAGAGAGAGAGAGAGAGAGAUCUGGGCAAGCUGAAAGCCAAUUAGUAAACAAUAUAAUGGGGGAAGAAACCAUUAGAGAUGAGAAUGGAGCUUUGGACUCUGCACACGCUGCAGUAUUUAAGAAAUCAGAGAGCCUUGAGGGGUGCAUGAAAAUUGAGGGCUAUGAUUUCAACAAUGGCGUUCACUAUCCUCAGUUACUCAACUCCCUGCUCUCAACUGGCUUCCAAGCAUCCAACCUCGGCAAAGCCAUCCAAAUUGUUAAUGAAAUGCUUGAUUGGAGGCUUUCCCAUGAACCCACAAAGGAAGACUGCAAUACUAAAGAGAAAGAUCCUGCUUAUAGAGACUCAGUGACUACCAAAAUCUUCUUAGGCUUCACAUCCAAUCUUGUUUCUUCUGGUGUUCGAGAAACGAUUCGCUAUCUCCUUCAGCACCGCAUGGUUGAUGUAGUGGUGACAACAGCCGGUGGUAUAGAGGAGGAUCUCAUAAAAUGUCUUGCGCCAACUUAUAAAGGUGAUUUUUCGUUACAAGGUUCUAUGCUACGCUCAAAGGGGUUGAACCGCAUUGGUAACUUGUUGGUUCCAAAUGACAAUUACUGCAAAUUUGAAAACUGGAUCAUUCCCAUUUUUGACCAAAUGUAUGAAGAGCAAACUAAACAGAAUGUAUUAUGGACACCAUCUAAAGUUAUUGCUCGCCUUGGGAAAGAGAUCAAUGAUGAGAGCUCAUAUUUAUACUGGGCAUACAAGAACGGAAUUCCUGUCUUCUGUCCUAGUUUAACUGAUGGCUCUAUAGGAGACAUGCUAUACUUCCAUUCUUUCAAAAAGGAAGUUGCAGAUAAUUCAGACCAUCAUCCUGGUCUAAUCAUUGACAUUGUAGGAGAUGUCAGGGCUAUGGAUGGUGAGGCUGUUCAUGCCGGUUCUAGGAAGACCGGAGCGAUUAUCCUUGGUGGAGGGCUGCCUAAACAUCAUAUCUGUAACGCGAAUAUGAUGCGCAAUGGUUUAGAUUUUGCGGUCUACAUCAACACUGCCCAGGAGUUCGAUGGAAGCGAUUCUGGUGCCCGCCCUGAUGAAGCUGUGUCGUGGGGAAAAAUACGCAAUGUAGCCAAAGCUGUGAAGGUACACUGUGAUGCAACCAUUGCUUUCCCCCUUUUGGUAGCAGAGACAUUUGCAACUAAAGCUAAAAAAAAAUUCAAUGACAAUCACUAAGUGACAGUGUGGUCGUGUUCUUGCCUACAUUCGGUUGGACUUCAGUGGUUUGCAUAGCGGGUCAUAAGCGUCGAGCAUAAAUAUAUAGAAAUAAUAUAUGCUCAGUCUUACUAUCAGUUUAAAUUUUUCUCUUGAGACGAAAUAAAUCCUUUAGUUAUAGGUGUGUGCAGAUUUGAUGGGAAUUCAGUGUUGCUUAGGAACUGUGUUUCCUAAAUUUGUCAUUUCUCAAGGAAACACUUGCCCAUAUAUGUUGUGUAACUAUUGUUUGCUUGUCAUUUCUCAAAGAAACAUUUGCCCAAAUAUGUUGUGUAACUAUUGUUUAGAAAUGGCCACUUCCCCUUCUUCAGGAAA